CAGAAAACAACUAAAUAUGGUGCCAUCUGGAAGAAAGCAUACAGGGAAAUCUGGGAAGACAUCAGUGGAGGAUCAGGUCGUAAGAGCCUAUGACUUUGAAAAAGAAGAUAAAAAGGAUCUGAGUGGUUCAGAGGAGGAUGUCACUGAAGGGAAGAUUCCAGUAAUUGAUAAGCACGGGAAGAAAAGGACUUCUGCAGGAAUAUUUGAAGAUAUGGGGGGUGAAGUACAAAAUAUGCUGGAAAGAUUUGGAGCUGACAUUAACAAGGCUCUCCUUGCCAAGAGAAAAAGACUAGAAAUGUAUACCAAGGCUUCUCUCAAGACUAGUAACCAGAAAAUUGAACAUGUUUGGAAAACCCAACAAGAACAAAGGCAGAAGCUUAAUCAAGAGUAUUCUCAGCAAUUUCUGGCUUUGUUUCAUCAGUGGGAUAUAGAUGUGCAGAAAGCUGAGGAACAAGAAGAAAAACUAGCUAACCUGUUUCGACAGCAACAAAAGGCUUUUCAACAAUCUAGAAUUGUUCAGAACCAGAGACUGAAAACAAUUAGACAGUUAUAUGAGCAGUUCAUAAAGCAGCAGCAAGAGAUGGCAAGUGUUCGAAAGUCUCUUCAAUCCAUGUUAUUCUGAUGACUCUUUGAAGGAAGAACUUGAACC
This is a messenger RNA of Herpailurus yagouaroundi (jaguarundi), 649 nucleotides long. RefSeq names its product synaptonemal complex protein 3-like. The record is from RefSeq and is a predicted model, not a curated record. Gene Ontology annotation, biological process: spermatid development; meiotic cell cycle. Gene Ontology annotation, cellular component: synaptonemal complex. Lineage: Eukaryota; Metazoa; Chordata; Mammalia; Carnivora; Felidae. Bases 17 to 622 code for a protein of 201 amino acids. The transcript has a single exon.